Messenger RNA from Paramecium sonneborni, 681 nucleotides. Lineage: Eukaryota; Ciliophora; Oligohymenophorea; Peniculida; Parameciidae. The record is from the annotation of a GenBank genome assembly.
AAAUGUUUUAAUUCAAAAAGAUAGCCAAAUUACCAUUAAUUCUAAUUUUAUGCGAAUGUGGAAGAGAGUUUCUAUAAGAAGAAAUGUAUUGUUGUCUAUCGUAAUUAUUAUUUGUUUAUCUUAGAUGUUAGAACAGUAUUUGUAGAUAUUGUACAUCAAAUGAAAUUUUUUGCUAUUAUUGUAGAAGUUGUGGAGAUGUCUAAAUUACAAGUGAAGCUUCCAACCUUACUAUAAGUUGUAGUUCUUGUUUUGAAUGUCCAAUUUGUAAAAAUGUAUUACGUAGGUAAGUAGAUACAGAAAAGAAUUAUGGAUUCAUAUGUUCAUAUUGCUUUUAUACAACAAGGACUAUUGGAGUUACAGAUCCAAAUUUUUAAUAAGUUUAUGCUAAAAUUAAUAAUGCUUAUAAAAAUGAAUAUGAAGCUGAAUAUANGUCAACAACACUUAGGACACUCUUGACAAUUUACUUUAUCCAAGAAGAAAUCAAAUCUAAAGCAAAAUUGAUACCGUUAUUGGAUAUUAAGAAGAGAAUAGAAAGAACUAUGAUGAAGCUGUUCUUGUUAGAGAAUAAGAGCAUGAAGCAUUUGAAGCUUAAGUUGCUGAAUUAAAUGAUGCUACUGCUUCAGUUGAUGAUGCACUUGCUCUUUUAUCUUCUUUGACCAAUCCAUCAUUACUCUAAAUUAA